CUACGAUGAUACGUCUACUUCUACUACGGCGAUUGAUAUCACCAUCAAGCGUAAUUGGGCUGAAAAAUGGGUCGACUAUGUUGAUUCCUCUAAGUGGCUGUCAGUAUUCUUUUGUGAAGCGCAAACCAUAAAACCGGCUAUUCCCAAUAAGGAGGAAAGCAGAGGUCUCAAGGGAUUCUGGAAAGAGUUUGUUUGGUUCAUAAGUGCGGUCAUCCGAGGCAUGGCUCAGCUGACUUGGAACGACAACAUAUGGACGGGCCUUGGUAUCUUGGCGGGUGCCUGUGUUGGUAACUGGUGCGUUGGUAUAUGUGCAUUUAUUGGAUGUUGUUAUACAACCGGUUUUCCUCUACUAUUCGGACCACCUGAGUUGAAGCCUCUGGUGGGCUCCGGAAUAUACGGUUUGAAUGGUACCCUUCUAGGCAUGGCUAUGGGCUGUUUCGAUGCCAGGGCGUCUCAAGCGAGAGCAUUUGACGAUGUGAUGCGAAGUUGCUGUCGACUUUUUCUGCCACUUAGUUUUAUGGCGGUUUUCUGCGCUGUUGUUACUCAGUGGUUGAAUACCAAAUGGACCGCCAAAACUGGUAUUCCAGCAUGCUCCUGGCCGUACAACAUUUCCAUGUGGACCUGGAUCGCAUGCGCAACUCUUACUACUAACUUCCAAACUAUUUAUACAGCUAACCCAGUGUCGGCACCGCAAUAUGGACAAGUCACGGCUGAGUGGUUUUUCCGCAGCUGGAUGACGGGAAUUUCUCAAAUGAUGUUCAGUUUGAACAUGUGGUCUGGUUUUUGUCUGUUGGUGGGCGCAUUCAUUGGCUCUCCUUCGUCGUGUUUCCUCACCAUAUGGGGUUCCCUUAUAGGAGUUGUUACUGGAGUGCUCCUAGGGAUGCCCUUCAACUCGAUAAUUGGGCUUGGAGUGAUUGGUUUCAAUCCGAUCAUUUACGCGACGGGAAUGGGCGGCCAAUUUGUGGCGCCAAGUUUGGUUGGCUUCAUCUGGAUGACCUUCGGUUGUGUAUUGUGCGGAAUUCUCGCGCAGUUGGCGACUAAUCUUGCUGUUCUCCCAUGGGGAGGCGGAUCGUAUUCGGUGCCAUUUACAAUGAUGGUGACGUUUAUGUUUGGUCUGUUCCAGGAGGAUGUGGUGGCUAGG
This is a messenger RNA of Perkinsus marinus ATCC 50983, 1141 nucleotides long. RefSeq names its product Urea transporter, putative. Gene Ontology annotation, biological process: urea transmembrane transport. Gene Ontology annotation, molecular function: urea transmembrane transporter activity. The record is from RefSeq and is a predicted model, not a curated record. NCBI's taxonomy places the organism in Eukaryota, Perkinsozoa, Perkinsida, Perkinsidae. The annotation marks the transcript as partial. The transcript is spliced from 11 exons. Gene Ontology annotation, cellular component: membrane.